This is a messenger RNA of Culex pipiens pallens (northern house mosquito), 1158 nucleotides long. RefSeq lists its product as uncharacterized. The record is from RefSeq and is a predicted model, not a curated record. The transcript has 2 exons. Bases 274 to 642 code for a protein of 122 amino acids. Lineage: Eukaryota; Metazoa; Arthropoda; Insecta; Diptera; Culicidae.
CUGUGGCCAUGGUGGCCAUACGUGAUUUACUCGAUCAAGAACGGCGGAUACUUUUACACUCAACGGUCGUGUGCCAGCUGGUCGUUUGGCGUGGGCAUUGGCGCGGCCACGGGGACGCUCAGCAACCUGGAGGUGGUCGUGGCGCAGGCCUUAAGCAAAAAGUGCUACUUUUGCUUUGCUGUGCAAGAUGUCCAAAAUUGUUCUACUACCCGUGCAUCGCCGCGGCCGGUGGCACUACCACGAAACGUGACGUCGAUUCCGAAGUACGGCUGGAUGUGCCGGUGCUGUCGGGUUUGUUUUGAGUGGGGUUCGCGAACGCCGGGAGGGGGCGCUUCGUCGCGAUGGCUACCAGCAGCGGGACAAGGGCCACGCCAAUAUCCACGCCUAAGUCCACUCCAGCGAGCACAAUCUGCACCAAAUCAAAUCGCUGCAGGCCGAGUUGGCAAGCGGAAACCAAAGCUACAGUUGCAACCUCCCCCGGCAUUGGACAAGAACGACGGAGUUCUGGCCGCGAUCGAAUCAGCCGUAGCCGGGAGCAACUUGGACAACUCGUUUGAUGAUGUCAAGCUGGAACCGCUGGUUACGAACGAGCAGGACGUGGUUGAGCUACGCAAUCUGCAGAAGCUUGGCAUCGGUGAUUAAUUUUUGUGCGGAGGCGUCCCGAGCGGACCAGAAACGAUCAAAUCUGGGAAGAAUCUACGACCGCGGAGGUCAAACCGAAGAACAAGCCAAUCAAGAACAAGCCAAUGCUUCGGCAGGCUACUGUUGCCGUGGUAUUCCGUUGCCAUCGGUAGACCUGCCAGUCUUGUUCGCCGCCUCUCUAACAGUCUUCCACCAAGACGUCCCUCAAAAGCCCAUUCAGAAGACUCAGACCUGGCCGGCACGACCAAGUCGAGGAACCGGUUGACAACAACAAAGACAUCUCGUGUGUGUUACUUCGGAACUAUUCGGCGGAGGUGCGGACAGUUACUGCGUAGCACCAGAUUCCUGACUCUUGAUUCUUGUCAUAGAGAUGACUAAAAAGCUGUGUGUUUAAUUUAAUAUAAAAAAUUAGAAAUUUGUGUUAUAUAAUAACAAAUAAAAAGCUGUUGUUUGUUUUUCAAUAUAAUAUUUUCUCUUUGGGAGGAAUAUUUAUAAAAAAAAAUACAAUUUCUGUUC